Messenger RNA from Stylophora pistillata, 2022 nucleotides. RefSeq names its product kelch-like protein 3. Lineage: Eukaryota; Metazoa; Cnidaria; Anthozoa; Scleractinia; Pocilloporidae. Gene Ontology annotation, molecular function: protein binding. The record is from RefSeq and is a predicted model, not a curated record.
AUGGAAGAUAUAGGGCCUAUCUCAGCCUCUGAACAAGGGUCCUUUUGUAUGAAAUUGAUGAAGCGCCUCAACAUUCAGCGUAAACAAGACUAUUUGUGCGACAUUACCCUGGUGACGAACGACAACAGAGAGUUUAAGGCUCACAGAAAUGUUCUUACCGCCGCAAGUCCGUUCUUUUGCAAGCUUCUUCAGAGCGAUAUGAAGGAGAAUCGCGACGAUAUCAUUCGAUUGAAGGAGAUUUCAGGAUCUGUUAUGGAAGAUGUUUUUGAAUUCAUCUAUACUGGAACUGUAGAAGUAACUCGGGAGAAUGCUGAGGAACUGGUCGUCGCAGGGAAUUUUCUGAUGAUACCGAGCUUGAAAACGCUUUCAGGGCGGUUUUUGGAACAAGAAAUGUCCCACAUGAACUGUAUUUCAACCUUUUAUUUCGCUGAGAAAUACGAUUGCGAAGAGCUUAUUACCAACAGCAGGUGUUUUAUUCACGAAAACAUGGUUUCCGUGGCAAAACUGGAUGAAUUUUUGCACCUGGAAGUUAAAGAUAUCGAGAGGUGGAUUUCGUCGGACGAGAUAAUCGUUAAAGAAGAAGCUGAUGUAUUUAAAAUCAUACUAGACUGGGUUAACUACAGAAAGAGCGAGCGAAAAACAGCAUUUGAACAAUUGUUCGGUCAUGUUAGACUGGCUUUUCUGUCUCGUGACUGUUUGCAGAAUGUCGCGACAAACGAACUUGUUCGUGACAGCGUUGUUUGUUUGGGGCUGACAGAAGAUGCUAAUAUGAAGAUGGCUGCUGUUGUCGAUGACGAUGAUCUCCCUCAAUCACCGAGAAAGGGUCACGAUACACGUGUUAUUGUAGUUCGUGGGGGCAAGUACACUUUUUGUUAUCUCCCUGAGGAGGACUUGUGGAAGCGUUUACCAGAUGGUCUUAAGGAAAACGCUUGUUUAACUCAGAUGAUAAAAUUUCGUGAUCAUCUGUUAACCUUCGCCAAUUAUCAAAAUGCAGAGAGUUACAAUCCUGUUUUAAACGAUUGGUCCGAGCUAAACUUGAGCGCAGAUUCUGCAAAGGUGGCCGUUCUUAAAGGAAGAAUGUACGUUGUUAACGUUGGCAUAAGGAGUUCUACGAAGAGGUACAACGAACAAGAAAAUGCAUGGGAGACCCUUAUCUCAUCUGAUGGACGACAGUGUAGAAAGGAUGCUUGCGUUGUUGCAGCCGGCAGCCAUCUGUAUGUGUUUGGUGGUAGAAAUCCAGACACAGGGGAUUACUUUACCAAAGCUGAGAGAUUCGAUACCGUGGAGACCAGGUGGGAGGAAAUCGCACAGAUGCAAGAAGAAAGAAGCGAAGCUUUCGGAGUGGCCUCUCAAGAAAAAAUCUUUGUUGCUGGAGGAAUAAGCAGGAGAGGGAUAUUACAAACUUGUGAGAUGUACACUACGUCAACAAAUGAGUGGCAAUGUAUUGCGAACUUAAAUGUUCCACGUUAUAAUGGUAGUAUGGUUUGUCUAAAUGGGAAGUUGUACGUACUGGGUGGGAGAACGAGGAAACAAACUGAACUGAGUGCUGAAUGUUUUGACACUGCAAAGGACCAAUGGAUCCACAAAACAACCAUACCAAACAUCGACCCAAGAAAUAAAAACUUAUUCACUGGCUCAGUUUUAAAGCUUUCCAGAGAAUUACUAGACAAACUUGAUUUUGUUAGGCAGUAGUUACUCCGACACCUUACAGCUUUAGGAUUAGUCAUGAUGUUAAUGGCAGACAGCAGAGACAGACAUUCGUUUUUCGUUGUCUUAAUUUGGGAGCUCACUCAGGCUGUGUUAAAUCGAAGAUCCCUUCUGAUUAAUUACCGUUUUUCUGUAAACUUUAUACUUUGAACUCUCUCACUAAAGAUGACACUUUGCGUUGUCAUGUUAACAGCACCUGACUUCUAACUCGUUAAUUAUCCUUCACUGCUGAGCACCUUUCACACUAAAUUCUUCUCAAAUCAAAACCUUAGUAUUGGUUGAGUGAACGUAGGGGAGUACCAGCGCCCAAGAGAG